Molecule: messenger RNA, 2158 nt
Organism: Octopus sinensis (East Asian common octopus)
Lineage: Eukaryota; Metazoa; Mollusca; Cephalopoda; Octopoda; Octopodidae
Exons: 11
Coding region: 390-1802 (470 amino acids)
Biological process (GO): protein modification by small protein removal
Molecular function (GO): peptidase activity
Source: RefSeq, a predicted model, not a curated record
AUAAUUUUCAAAAUUGCUAAGUCAUAUCAUGUACGUAUCUCAUAAUACAAUUACGUGUGCAGAUAAAUAUUUCGUUCAUAAAUUAAAAAAAAAAAAAUCCUAAAGAGUUCCUGCAGGUAUUAACGAAAAAUAAUAUAUAAACAAGUAAAAGUUAAUCUAUAAGGCCCGUUCUGUGUUCGAUAAGCUAGUUAGGCACAACAAGAAUCUAUAUAUUGUAAUACGAUGACUGCUCCAGCGGUCUCGCCCACACCAUUAUUGAAAAGAUCUUCCUUCUUCCUUCAGCUGGAAAAAGCCUCGACAUGAAUACGACGACUACGACGCACCGUUUACAUCGCUCUCUUACGUUAAUCUGUUUGCGACACACUCGAGCACACGCAGAGCUAUAGACGAUGGCCCAAAGCGAAGAUGAACACAAAGUUGAAGUCUACAUUUAUGAUUUAUCCAAAGGAAUGGCCACAGCUCUUUCAAUGCCUUUAUUAGGUAAACAAAUUGAUGGUAUAUGGCAUACUGCUAUAGUUGUUUUUGGCAUGGAAUACUAUUUUGGAGCAAAUGGAAUUUCUUAUUGUGAACCGGCCCAAACCAUCAUAGGACAACCAGACACAAUAAAAACUCUUGGGACAACCAGCAUUAGUUGUGAUGUGUUUACAGACUUUUUAUAUGGUCUAUCGAAUGAUCAGUUCAAACCUGAGAGGUACAACCUAUUUGACCAUAACUGUAACACUUUUAGCAAUGAAGUUGCACAGUUUCUGACUGGUAACAAAAUUCCCUCAUACAUCAUUGAUUUACCUGCUGAAGUUGCUAACACGCCCCUUGGCAGUAUGAUGAAAACCAUGUCAAACAGUAUUGCUGUUCAACCAAGUGGUGGCAAAACUUUGUUUAGUUCUUCAUCCUCCUCCUCAUCAUCACCUUCUCCUCAGUUACAGAAUAAUUCACUUACAUGGAACUCUACUCCUAAAAAUACUAACUCAAAUUCAGCUACAUUCUCUCCUGUGACAUAUCCCACUUCUGAAUCCUUUCCAGACAGCCAAACAUUUUCCACAACACUUAAUGAAACUGAAAAGAAACUUCUAGAAGAUAUUUACAAGUGUUUAUCCAGUUCUUCAAGUCAUAACAUCGGCAAAGCACAUUUGAAAAUGUUAGCAUCGUUAGUGACCAGAAAGAGUGUUACCAAUAGCGUUAUCAAGUGUGGUGCAGUGUCCUUACUGCAGGAACUCACAUCCAAGAGAUAUGUUGUCCAAGAACUUCAGAAAGAUGAAGACCAUAUGAUAGCAUCUCUAUUACUGGAAUUUAGAACUCUUCCUUUUGAAAUUAUGGUAGCAAUCCUUAAGUUGAUCACCAAUUUAUCUUCUUCUGAAGCUGGCCUACACUUUUUAACAUCUACUGUUGAUCAUCGACUGGAUUCUGAAAAAGUACCUCUUAGCAGUUCCAGUGGGAGUAGUACAACCUUUUCCUAUCUUGCACUAACUGGUGAGGCAGUUGUGAAUAGCCUUUUGUUGGAGCAAAGUGACAUUAAUGAUGUGGCUGCUGCUGCAGUUUACAAUAUUCAUCAGAUACCGAUGCAUGAUGACUUGCUGAUAGCUGUUUCCAGUGCUCUAACACAGUGCCUACAGCGAGAGGAGAUUCUAGAAAAAACUGCUUUUCUUGGUUUACAAAGCCUGAAAUGGUUUAUUAAGUUAAAUGAAGGGGUAUGUGCCUUGGUGAAAAUGAUGGAGCUGAAUUACCAAAGUCUUUCUCAGAAGUCAUCUCGUGUUAAAGAAACAUGUGAACAGAUAAAUAAUAUCCUAAGGCAGUUGAAUGAUUGACCAGUGCCAUUUCAAGAUUUAACAUCUAUUAUUUAAUACACUUAAAUCAUUUAUUUGAACCAUUUGUAUGAUAUACACAUACAUCAAGGAGAAACAGCUGUAUUUUUGACCAAAUUUCUGUCAACAAAUGUUAACAUCUUUUAAAUUCUGUACUUUGUUAUCCUUGUUAAGUUGUCUGAUGAUGGUUGGCUAGCGUAGAAGGGCAUGGAUUAAAUGCUUUGCAAUAUUUAGUUUCAUGACACCAGCAUCACAUUUACCUCUCAGAUUGUUUUAAAAAAAUAACCAUAAUACACUAAUAUUGAUUCAAUCAACUAUACUCUCUCUGCUAUAAAAAAAUUGGCAUAGAGCCUAGUUUG